UUCCUCCCACAGGGUCUGGGCGGGGUGGGCAGGAAGGUGUGGUGACUGUCCCUGUCAGCCACCCACCAGAGCAGCAGCUGAGCUAACAAGACAAACAGCUGGACCACCUUCCCCCAGGGUUUCAGAAUGGACCUGUGUCACGCAGAUCUAGCUGAGCUCAGUAGUGGGGAGGCCAAGGAGCUGCAGCAGAUCAAAUGGCACCGGAAGCAACUACUGGAGGACAUCCAGAAGCUGAAGGAUGAAAUUGCAGAUGUGUUUGCCCAAAUCGACUGCUUUGAGAGCACUGAGGAGAGCCGGAUGGCGCAGAAAGAGAAGGAGAUGUGUAUUGGGCGGAAGAAAUUCAAUAUGGACCCUGCCAAGGGUAUCCAGUAUCUCAUUGAACACAAGCUGCUGACCUCCAAUGUCCAGGACAUUGCCCAGUUCCUGUACAAGGGUGACGGCCUCAACAAGACAGCCAUUGGCACCUACUUGGGGGAAAAAGACCCCAUCAACUUGCAGGUCCUACAGGCCUUCGUGGACUGCCACGAGUUUGCCAACCUCAACCUUGUUCAGGCCCUCAGGCAGUUUCUGUGGAGCUUCCGGCUGCCUGGCGAGGCCCAAAAGAUUGACCGCAUGAUGGAAGCCUUCGCAGCUCGCUACUGCCUCUGUAACCCAGAUGUCUUCCGGUCUACAGACACCUGCUAUGUGCUGUCCUUCUCCGUCAUCAUGCUCAACACUGGCCUACACAACCCCAACGUCCGGGACAGACCACCCUUCGAGCGCUUUGUGUCCAUGAAUCGUGGCAUCAACAAUGGCAGUGACCUGCCCGAGGGACAGCUGAGGAACCUCUUUGACAGCAUCAAAAGUGAACCCUUCUCCAUCCCCGAGGAUGAUGGUGGUGACCUCACCCAUACUUUCUUCAAUCCUGACCGUGAAGGCUGGCUACUCAAGCUGGGGGGCCGUGUGAAGACGUGGAAGCGACGCUGGUUCAUCCUCACCGACAACUGCCUCUACUACUUUGAGUUCACCACUGACAAGGAGCCUCGGGGGAUCAUCCCUCUGGAGAACCUGUCCGUGCAGAAAGUGGAUGACCCCAAGAAGCCGUUCUGCCUGGAGCUAUACAACCCUGGAUGCCGGGGCCAGAAAAUAAAGGCGUGCAAGACUGAUGGGGAUGGCAAAGUGGUGGAAGGGAAACAUGAGUCUUACCGCAUCUCAGCUGCCAGUGCCGAGGAGCGCGACCAGUGGAUCGAGGCCAUCAGGGCCAGCAUCACCCGUGUCCCUUUCUAUGAUCUGUUGUCUGCUCGGAAAAAGAAGAUUGCCAGCAAGCAGUGAGCUUCUGGGACAUGGCUCUGGCAACCUUGUAAAACCUGUGGAACCUGGACACACACCUCUCAGCCACUGCACCUGUUCCUGCCACAAACUUACUCGUCCCCAUCACUGGAACUGGCUAUGAGGGAUGUGGUACCUUGGAGAGCAAAGAGCUCCAGUGCUGUGUGCCAGGAAGAACCCAUGAGGCUCCACGCCGAACUGCUGCAGUCGAGGGUGAGGGUGGGAAGACAAGCCAGCCCAGAGCCCACUUCCAGUGUGUCCCACCCUCUCCCUCCCCGGCAGGAGAACCAUGGAUUCCCUGGGAGUUUCAGUUCAAAGGCAUCCUGUCCCCUCAGAUUGGGCCUGGCCCUCCCUGCCAGCACCAGGUACCAGCAUACACCCAGCUCCAAGCCUGAAGCUUCAGACAUGCCCCUCCACUGAAUCACAACCCUUCUCUGAGUCUUACAAAAAUGCAGGGUAUGGAUAGGAAACAUCUUGGCCCAGCUGCCUUCAGUCAGCUUGGUGUUGGGAGGAGCUAGGACACCAGGUGACUGAACUAGACAAACUGUUCUGGGAGGUUCUGAGGACACUGCUGGCACCAUUCUCGGGGACUUUAACAUGAGAAGAGGCUCAGGGGAAGCCCUCAAGUAAGUGGCAGCAUCUGUGGCCGACAGAUCUGAGUUACAGCUGAGAGACACAAGAGGAGGAAAUGCUGCAAGCUAUGCCCACCAAGAGGGCUGCCUGGAGGCCACAGAAAGACAGCUGGUAGCAUAGGACUCAUGCUUGGACAGACUCUGGCCCAUAGUGCCACUACUAGAUGCCUCACCAGCAAAGCUAGGGUAGUGAGGGGCUGCAGAAUGGAUCGUUGUUUCUGCCUCCAGCCAGAACAAAGCCAGCUUCCCAUACACAACAGGCCCACCUGGAGGAAGCUUCUUCUUCCCCAGGCACCUCCUCUCCUGCCUGAGGUGCCCCCCACCACAGGGGAAAACUCAGCAGGGCAGCAGGGCAGCUUCUUAUGUCCUAGCCAGCCUGGACCCUGAGCGGGAGCAGCAGGUACCUCCCCCUCCUCAGGAGCCCGUAUGUACACACUUCCCACAGGGGCAGGAAGAGAAGUGUGGUAGGAGGGUAAGACUCCUAUCUCUGGACAGAUGAACACCUGGGGUCUGGGUACCAACAGAGCCCUUGCUGGAUUCCUGGGGAGUUGAACUGAGCCUGCCUCGGCUGCCCCCAUUUAGGGGUUAAAGGACCCUAAAGUGUCCCUUCUGCCUUUGGCAUGUGUGUGCACACACAGAGGCUGUGGGACUUUUGUCUCCAGCCCUUUCUGGUCCUCAGCUUUUUCCCCAGCACCAAGGUGGGGCAGGCGUCAGCUUAUUUCCUGUUCUGACACUUAGAAGCAAGACUAGAGCUCAUGAUCCAACUUGUGGACAGAAAGCUGUCCUGUAAUUGUGUCUGCCAUCCCUGACCUUCCCUGGCCCUCAUCUGUAAUCCAGGAAGUGUGAGCACUCAGUGGUCCCUGAACCUUAUCUUCGGGAUGCUGGAGGAGGUGCUGUGCUGGACAGAAGUUCCCCAGGAAUUGAGGUUUUCUCUGGGCUUCUUUGGGGCCAGAGUAGGGGCUAGGCUAAAUUGAUUCUGCUACAGCCAGGGAAAAACAGAAUUUUGCAGAAGGAAGGACUGUCUUCAGAUAGAACCACUGACCUGGAAGAUAGGUAGGGAUCCCCCGCCUCUGGAGGGAAGCAAGCCCACAGGGACCAGUGUGGCAGGAUUGUGUAACCUUUGCUGUCUUCCCACAGAUGUUUAUAAAGUGUCCCUGCUGUGCCAGGCCCUAUUGCAGGCACUGGCAGGCCAAGCCAUAAUCCCUGCCACCUGGGCUCAUGGUCCAGUGCUCCUGAGACCUAUGGCCACUUCCUGCCUCCUUCGCCCAGCCCCCUGCCAAUAAUUGCACCAUUAGGGUCUUUCUUGAAGAUCCUUGUGGCUGACCUAGCUCAGCUUGCCUAUACUUACCUUCUUUUGGCCCAUAUACUGAGUACUUACUGUAUGCCAAUAUCUCUGUAACAGAGCCAGGGGUCCAAAGAGCCCUGUGACCAUGGUCACAUCCUUGCCCUCAAAACAAGUUCAAGUCUUAGGGCUGGAGAGAUAGCUCAGCAGUUAAGAGCACAAGGUGCUCUUCCCAGAGGACCCAAGACUGGUUCCUAACACCCACUUCAGGUGGCUCACACCACACGUAACUCAGGGGACCCAACCUCUUCUUCUGACCUCUACAGGUACACAGUAAACACACACAUACACAAGACAUGCCUGCAUGUGCACAUGCACGCGCAUACAUAUCAAGUUUUUAAAAAUAGCAUGCUGAGUAUAGUGUUGCACACGUUUCAACUCAGCACCAGGGAGACAGAGACAAGUGGAUUUCUGUGAGCUCAAGACCAACCUGUUCUACAUAACAAGUUUCAGUCCAUCCAGAACUACAUAGUGAGAAUAUGUUACACACACACACACACACACACACACACACACACACACAUACAUACACACACACACACACACACACACACACACACAUCCCACCUCCCCUUUGCCGGGUGGUGGUGGCAUGCACCUUUAAUUCCAGCACUUGGGAGGCUCUGUGGAGACAGCCUGGUGUACACAGCUAGUUCCAGGACAGGCUCCAAAGCUACACAGAGAAACCCUGUCUCAAUAACAGAAAAUAAACAAAC
This is a messenger RNA of Phodopus roborovskii (desert hamster), 3998 nucleotides long. It is a transcript of the gene Cyth4, whose product is annotated as cytohesin 4. NCBI's taxonomy places the organism in Eukaryota, Metazoa, Chordata, Mammalia, Rodentia, Cricetidae. The coding region runs from base 127 to 1311 and encodes 394 amino acids. The record is from RefSeq and is a predicted model, not a curated record. Gene Ontology annotation, biological process: regulation of ARF protein signal transduction. The transcript is spliced from 13 exons. Gene Ontology annotation, molecular function: guanyl-nucleotide exchange factor activity.